GCCAUCUUUUAUGCUGCUGGCAGAACAGUGUGUCUCUGAUGUAACCUCGGGUCUCAAAGUAGCGGUCAUCUGAAUGAACAAGGAAGUAAAAAGACCAUUUAUUUACUGUGCGAGAUGGCCAUCAUUCGUAUGUUGUUCUCUUUCCUGAACAAUCCACGAGUCAUUGAGAAACUAGCGGAGUCUCGUCCUAUCCGACGUGCGGCACAGAUCACAGCUUUUGCGAUCAUCAAAGCACAAAUCGCUGGGAAGGUUGCGACGGCGAAGGUCCUGAAGUCAGACACGCUACGCCAGGUUCGGCAAGAGGCAAACGGACGGAUUCCCCGAGACGCUGGUGACAUCGGGACCCGGUUCAGAAGAGUGAGGGAGACUUUUGUCAAGGAGGUGAAAGAUGGCUUCAGAGACGCUCAGGGACAACUAAAGAAAUGAAGCAGUAGUCUUUUGUCUGUAUGACAGACAAACAAUCAUGUGAACUGUUGAUAACGUGACCGACAACAUGACCCGUCCCACAACUGUCUAGGCCGACUACUAUUACAUCACUGAGCCAAUAUUUUUAUAUAUAUUGACGGGAACACUAAGCUACUGGUAAACCAGCUACUAUGUCUCAAAACAUACUGAAGAUUAGCUUUCCAUCAGGGAGAUAUCAUGUAAUGAGUGUGGAGUGUUUCUGACUGGUUAAAAAACAAAGUUUCGCCCCUAUAAUGAAUGUUGGCGUUUGUGGUGGAUGAGUCUACUGUAACAGGUCUGGGUUUGUGGUGAGUUAGCCUACUGUAACACGUCUACAUACUGGAGACAGAUUUGUUGCAAUCUACCCAGUAGUAUUUAUUCAGGAGUUUGUGUUUGUAGAUCUGGAAUCGUUUACCUGAUCUGACUUACAGAAUACCAUCAUAUAGUAUGUUUGCUGUAAUGCAGUCCCACGUCAGUUCCCAUGACAUAUUAUGACUUGAGGUGUUUAAAGGUUUGGAUUGUCCUCACCUAUUGGCCAAAUCUUAGUGUGCUUUUAAAUUAAAUGUCUUGUAUUUUACCAAUAAAAGACCAUUCAGAUAAAACAUGACUAGAAAACACAAGGUUUAGGCCUCUAUUCAAUCAAUCCGUAUUGUGUAAAAUUCUGCACUAAAGUCCAAUUGAAAUUCAAA
Messenger RNA from Oncorhynchus masou masou (cherry salmon), 1133 nucleotides. It is a transcript of the gene ncbp2as2, whose product is annotated as NCBP2 antisense 2 (head to head). The record is from RefSeq and is a predicted model, not a curated record. NCBI's taxonomy places the organism in Eukaryota, Metazoa, Chordata, Actinopteri, Salmoniformes, Salmonidae. Bases 115 to 426 code for a protein of 103 amino acids. The transcript is spliced from 2 exons.